AUCCAAUUCAAGCUGAAAUAGAAACAUAUAUCUUCACCACCAAGCUAAGAAUGGCUCAUCAUACCAACCCAUCCUUUUUCUUGCUUUUCUUGAUCACUCUGUCAACGGUGGCGAUCGGCACCAUUCAAACCGAGGCCAGACACCUUCUGGAGACAACCUCGCCGGAACUUCCUAAGCCUGAAAUCCCAACAUUACCAAAGCCUGAGAUCCCAGAAAUUCCAAAGGUCAAGCUGCCUGAAAUCCCCAAAUCUCAAGUACCAGAGAUUCCAAAGCUUCAGGAGCCGGAAAUUCCAAAGCCCAAGAUGCCUGAAAUUCCCAAACCUCAAGUACCGGAGAUUCCAAAACCUCAAAUGCCGGAAAUUCCAAAGCCCAAGAUGCCUGAAAUCCCCAAGCCUCAAGUACCGGAGAUUCCAAAGCCUCAGGUGCCGGAAAUUCCAAAGCCUAAAAUGCCUGAAAUCCCCAAACCUCAAAUACCGGAGAUUUCCCAAGUGCCGGAGAUUCCAAAACCUAAGUUGCCUGCAUUUCCCAAGCCAGAGCUCCCAAAGAAGCCAUGAUUUCUUAAACGUUUGCUUAUCAUCAUGCCUUUAGAAUCUUAAAUUCUCCAGAAUUUUCACUUCAUGAUAUACAAUACAUUCAUCUUAUAGUAUUACAUUUCAUUUCAUGUAUACACUCCCAUAUUGAACCAAUUGGUGCAUGUUGUUCUCAGAAUCGCAGUUGUACUCGUUUAUGUCAGUAGUGAAUAAUAACUAGCUGCAUGCAUAUCAUGCACAUUUGUAUUUAUAAAAAGUACCUCUUGUGUUUCAUUAA
Ipomoea triloba (trilobed morning glory) is the source of this 807-nucleotide messenger RNA. RefSeq names its product protein PELPK1-like. Bases 51 to 554 code for a protein of 167 amino acids. The transcript has a single exon. Lineage: Eukaryota; Viridiplantae; Streptophyta; Magnoliopsida; Solanales; Convolvulaceae. The record is from RefSeq and is a predicted model, not a curated record.